AUGCUCCAGGGCAUCCAGCAAGUGGUGGAUGUGUUCUUCCAACUAACGCUGCUCGGGGAAUUCACCGCCAGUCAACAACCUGCCCACGGAUUGUUCGAGCUUGCUGCUGCAAGCGAGGAUAUUCCGUCAUUAGCAGAAGACGACCAGAAACGGGCCAACACGGGCGGAGUUAUGCAGAUCGCGGUCAGCAGUUCGGCGCGGAAUGAGAUAGUAGGAUUUGGCGUGGCGAUUGAGAAGCGGCCACCUCAGUAUCGAAAACCGAGGCUGAAAACCUUCUCCGUCACGCUGGGUGCAAGAACCGAGCAGAACCCAUACUCUAGGGGAUUGGCAGCAAUGGCGCAUGCAUUGAGCACGCUGCGAGGACUGAAACGGUGCAGGGUCACGCUGUUGACCAGCAACAAAGCGGCGGCCCUCACGCUGAAGAAUCCUCGACAACAGUCGGGCCAGGAACACAUCCGCCAGAUAUACAAGUCGAUCGGAAGAAUACGGAGACACGAAAAUCGCAUAGACAUCCGCUGGGUCCCAACCAGCGAGAAGAGUCAAUUGCUCGGCCUGGCGAAGGAGCAGGCCCGGGCCGCGACGCAAGAGGACACUACCCCACAAGCACAGGUCCCCCGAAUGAAGUCGACCACCCUGAACAUGGUACGAUCCCAAGUCGCAGCCGGUCAAUGCCUGCCGGAGAAUGUAGGGAGGCAUUCCAAACGAGUGGAUGCAGCACUUCCGGGAAAACACACUCGGCAGUUGUAUGAUCAAUUAUCAUGGAAAGAAGCGAGCGUGCUAGCUCAACUCCGGACUGGCAUGGCAAGACUCAACGGAUACCUCUAUCGGAUCAAUGUCGCAGAGACAGAUCAAUGUGCAUGUGGACAAGCCAGAGAGACCGUGGACCACUUCCUCUUUCGAUGCCAGAAGUGGACCACACACCGCACGGAAAUGCUGCAAUGUACCCAUACUCACCGAGGCAACAUAUCCUUUUUCUUGGGUGGAAAAUCGCCUUUGGAUGAUCAAAACUGGAAACCGAACCUAGAAGCAGUGCGGGCCUCAAUACGGUUUGUCAUCGCUACAGGCCGACUCGACGCCGUUUAG
Molecule: messenger RNA, 1083 nt
Organism: Penicillium concentricum
Lineage: Eukaryota; Fungi; Ascomycota; Eurotiomycetes; Eurotiales; Aspergillaceae
Exons: 3
Coding region: 1-1083 (360 amino acids)
Source: RefSeq, a predicted model, not a curated record